Emiliania huxleyi CCMP1516 is the source of this 1437-nucleotide messenger RNA. RefSeq lists its product as hypothetical. NCBI's taxonomy places the organism in Eukaryota, Haptophyta, Isochrysidales, Noelaerhabdaceae. Bases 1 to 1437 code for a protein of 478 amino acids. The record is from RefSeq and is a predicted model, not a curated record. The transcript has a single exon.
AUGCAGAGCGAGUUCGACACCGCCGCCCGCGCCGCCGUCGCCGCCGCGCUGCGCGGCGAGAUGAGCCUCCUCUCUGCGAUUGGCGAGCUCGCAUCGUUGGCGCGGGUGCUCGAGGCUCCGCUCCCGGAGGUGCUUUCUGCGCUCAGCUUCGCUGGCCGGGCCAUGCCCCUGGCGUCGGCCAGCGAGACGGACCUCUGCGAGCUGCUCGCCUCCUUGCGAGGCCUCCCUCUCUGCCUUGCAGACACGGGCGAGGGCGCGCUCCACGCUCUACGCCAUUCCCUCGAGCGGCGCGUCGCCGAGUCGGUCGAGGACGGCGGGCAGGCGCUGGAGCUGGCGGCGCUGUGCACGCUGAUGCCGCGCUGGGCACAGGCUCUGCCGCAGACUGGCGCGCACCGCGCCAAGCAGCUGCGCGCCGUCGCCGAGAACCUCUGCGCCAUCCACCGCUCUGCUGUGCCGCCACUUUGCCGGCUGGCGGCACUCACCUCUCUGACUCCAGUCGCGCUUCUGGACGUGGGCAGCGGGCCGGCGCCGGCCGUUGUCUUCGACCACAUGCUCUCCACCCUCGAGCGGGCGGUGCUGCACGCGGAGGGGAGGGCGGGUGCGAAGAGGGCGGAGGCGUCGGAGGAGGAGGCGGCGGUGAGGGAGGAGGCGGCGGGGGAGGGGGCGCUCGAGGCGGCUGUCGCAGCGGCCGAGGCUCAAGCUGCCGCCCUCGAGGAGGCGCAGCGCGGCGGCUCGGCCGGCGGCUCUGCCCUCGAGGAGGCCGCUGCCGGGGGAGGUGGGGCGCAGCGCCGUGCCGCGCUCAAGUCGUUUGUCCACCUGUACAUCGGGGAGGGGGUCGGGGAGGGGGUCGGGGAGGGGGUCGGGGAGGGGGGCGGGGAGGGGGGCGGGGAGGGGGGCGGGGAGGCCCUGGAGGCCCUGGAGGCAGAGUACGCGGGAGGACAGGAGGGUUGCGGCGCGGGAGCGGAGGCCGCGGACGCGGACCCGCCGUGCGAGGGAGAGAUGGGCAGGUUGGCGUGCGAGGGAGAGAUGGGCAGGUUGGCGUGCGAGGAGCCCUCCAUCGGCACCGACACCGCCGCCACAAACGCUGGUGCGGGCACGGCUGCCGAUCCGAGGGCAGCGACGCCCACCGAGCUGUGCGCUGCGCUCGGCGUCGCGCGGCUGGUGCGGGCCGGCUCCCUCCCUCAAGGAGCCGAGGCGCGGCUCCUCUCCCUCGUCGCAACUUGCUCGCGCGAGGGCGCCGCGGGCGCGCAGGCGCCUGCCUCCGUCGCCGCCCUAAUCCUCGCCGCCCUCAUCGGCCCGCCGUGGGCCCGUCUCGCCAAGGCGCGCCCCGCCUGUCUCGCGCCGGUCGUCUCGGCGCUCGAGAGAAGCGUCGCCGCCAAGAUCAACGGCGAGCACCCGACAGAGCUGCAGCUGGUCGCCGCAAAGUGUCUGGAGUGA